Peniophora sp. CBMAI 1063 is the source of this 666-nucleotide messenger RNA. The record is from the annotation of a GenBank genome assembly. NCBI's taxonomy places the organism in Eukaryota, Fungi, Basidiomycota, Agaricomycetes, Russulales, Peniophoraceae.
AUGUCGCCAUAUACCCAACUAGCUCGCUGGCAUGAGCAACCACGCACCGACGAGGAGGAGGACGAACAGCCGCUGCUUAUCGAGCUAGAAGGGAACGGGCAUGGGCACCGCGGACACGGGCAUGAAGACGGUCGCACGGAUACACCACCACCGCGAUACCAGUCCCCAGUGCGCUCGCAUCACGUACCACGCGCGCACCGCUACCAUCGCCCGCUCAUAACCGACCUCAACGUGCCCCGACACGCCUCUCCAUUACUAUCCGCGCUCGCGGACCCUGAUGCGCUACCAUCCCCAGUCGUAUCACCGCCCAGACAUCCCCGGCCACGCAUCGUCCGCGCAGCGCUAUUAAUAGGCGAACUUCUCAUGCUGCUGGCCGCGGUGCUCAGCUCACUCGUUCUUGCUUCCAUACUUUCAUGGGGCGCUUUCGAAGCACUACGACUUGCAUUCCACCUGGGACCGCAAUUACUUGCGGACGCAUGGCGCUAUGCGCUCGUGGACCUGGAGAAGGCGCUUAUGGCACUUGUUGCCAUUCCCGCGGGUGGUGCAUUCGUGACGCUACUCACGCUCGCUGCGAUACUGUCCGUACUCGGCGCGGGCAAGUUUGCGUUUGUUGCUGCACCCCAGCUUGCUCGUACCCGAUGGGAGCACUUCGUCGCGCCGGAGUAG